Pantherophis guttatus is the source of this 1740-nucleotide messenger RNA. RefSeq names its product ADP-ribosylserine hydrolase (gene ADPRS). The record is from RefSeq and is a predicted model, not a curated record. NCBI's taxonomy places the organism in Eukaryota, Metazoa, Chordata, Lepidosauria, Squamata, Colubridae. Gene Ontology annotation, cellular component: nucleus; mitochondrion.
AGAAGCCCCGCCCCUCCUUCGCGCAAGAUGGCGGCGAAGGUGCUUCAGCUGACGCGGAGCCGCUGCCGGGGCUGCCUUCUCGGGGCUCUUCUGGGCGACUGCCUGGGCGGCGACUUCGAGGCGCGGGAGUCGGUCAGCGCGCCCGAGCUGCUCCGCUUCGUUCUUGCCCUGCGGCCGCUGCCAUCGCCGCCUCGGCAAGGCCCGGCUGCGGAGCCCGGCGAGGAGAGCGGCGGCAAGUCUGAGGGCAGCCGUGUCCCGAAAAUCCUCUAUUACAGCGAUGACACAGCCAUGGCCCACUCGCUAGUUAGGUCACUGUUGGCCAAGCGAGAUUUUGAUGAAGUGGAUAUGGCAAAGAGGUUUGCUGAAGAAUAUGACAAGGAUCCUGACCGAUCCUAUGGAGGCGGUGUGGUGACUGUAUUCAAGAAACUGCUUAGUCCUAAAUGCAGAGAUGUGUUUGAGCCAGCAAGGCAGCAGUUUAACGGGAAAGGUUCCUAUGGGAAUGGUGGUGCCAUGAGAGUAGCAGGCAUUUCAUUAGCUUACUCCGACGUUCAAGAUGUAAAGAAGUUUGCUAAACUGAGUGCUGAGCUGACCCACGCAAACUCCUUGGGUUACAACGGAGCCAUCUUGCAAGCUUUGGCAGUCCAUUAUGCUCUCUGCGGGGAGUCAAAUCGGGACAAGUUUUUGGAUCAGCUGAUAGGCCAAAUGGAAGACGUGGAGGCUGAUGACAAGUCUGUGGCUGAUGCACGAAUGCUGGGCUACGAGGACCGUCCCUUUUCAAAGCGUUUAAAGAAGAUCAGAGAGUUUUUGGAACAGGGUACCGUGUCCAGGUCAGACGUGCUACUAGAAUUAGGCAACGGCAUCGAAGCCCUGAAUUCUGUCCCCACUGCAAUCUACUCGUUCCUGCGUUGCAUGGAAUCUCACCCAGAUGUUCCCGAUAGGUACAACUCUCUGCAACGGACCAUUAUGUACUGCAUCUUACUGGGCGGGGACACGGAUACGAUUGCAACCAUGGCAGGAGCCAUUGCAGGGGCAUUUUAUGGGGAAGAGCAGGUGCCCCAAAGUUGGAGAGAGAGCUGUGAAGCCUACGAGGAGACAGAGAAGCUGGCCGAUGGCUUGUACGAACUCUACCACCAGCCAGCUUGAGCCAGGAAUGAGGAUUUGACACCCAGUAACCAGGUCUGUAGUUUUGCAUCAUGUUCCAAAGGAAGCGAAUUGUGUCCACGAUAGGAGAGUCUCUAUUCCUCCAAAGAACUCCCAAUUCUGGGAGUUGAAGUCUACAAGUCUUAAAGCUGCCAAGUUUGAAGACCUCUGCCAUAAGUGAAUGGCUCCCUGCCAAAGGUUUCUGCUGUAGCUGCAUGUUCAGAAGUGCCAAUUCUUUUCAGCCGCAUAGUCACUGUUCACCCAUCCUUUUCUCCUCUUGCUGUUUUGUUUCCUAAUUUUGAAAUGUUUGUAAUAACAUCGUAAUAACAUCUUGGUUACAAUCUUAAAUUCUCUUUAGUUCAUUUUACCGGUGGGUUCUCUCUGCAGCAGAUUGGCUUCAUGACAGUUUCCUCACCCCAGAAGACUUAAGUUUGGACAAAGUCAAAGGACAAGUAUGUAAGUUUGCAGUUCAACCCACUAUUAGAUUGAGAGUCAUCAGGCCGAGCUGCUUCUAUGGGCAAUUGGAACCUGUGUCUUUAAUACCAGAAAUGUAUUAAACGUAAUGCUGGCAUUAAUAAAUUUUACUGUUUUAAAAACUAA